This is a messenger RNA of Malaclemys terrapin pileata, 4728 nucleotides long. Its product is annotated as alcohol dehydrogenase class-3. Gene Ontology annotation, cellular component: cytosol. NCBI's taxonomy places the organism in Eukaryota, Metazoa, Chordata, Testudines, Emydidae. Bases 94 to 1218 code for a protein of 374 amino acids. Gene Ontology annotation, molecular function: S-(hydroxymethyl)glutathione dehydrogenase [NAD(P)+] activity; zinc ion binding. The record is from RefSeq and is a predicted model, not a curated record. The transcript is spliced from 9 exons. Gene Ontology annotation, biological process: formaldehyde catabolic process.
CGGCAGCGAGCGAGCGCGCAUGCACCGGCUCGGGCGGCCCCUUUGAGGAGCACGCUUGGCGGGGCUCUGCGGGAGGCCCGGCUGCGGGGGCCCAUGGCGAGCGGGGUUAUUAAAUGCAAGGCCGCUGUUGCCUGGGAGGCAGGUAAACCACUCUCUAUAGAAGAGGUAGAGGUUGCACCACCAAAAGCACAUGAAGUCCGUAUUAAGGUUGUUGCCACUGCUGUCUGUCACACAGAUGCCUAUACGCUGAGUGGUGCUGAUCCUGAGGGGUGUUUUCCAGUGAUCUUGGGUCACGAAGGAGCCGGAAUUGUGGAGAGUGUUGGGGAAGGAGUAACUAAAUUAAAACCAGGUGACACAGUCAUCCCACUGUACAUCCCACAAUGUGGAGAAUGCAAGUUCUGUUUGAACCCUAAAACCAAUCUCUGCCAAAAGAUAAGAGUUACCCAAGGAAAAGGACUGAUGCCCGAUGCUACCAGCAGGUUCACCUGCAAAGGGAAGCAAAUUUACCACUUCAUGGGGACUAGCACCUUCUCUGAAUACACUGUUGUGGCUGAUAUCUCUGUGGCUAAAAUUGAUGCUGCUGCUCCUCUGGAUAAAGUUUGCCUAUUGGGCUGUGGAAUUUCAACAGGUUAUGGUGCUGCCAUCAACACUGCCAAGGUGGAACCUGGUUCUACCUGUGCUGUCUUUGGAUUGGGAGGAGUUGGGCUGGCAGUUAUUAUGGGCUGUAAAGUGGCUGGAGCUUCCCGGAUCAUCGGCGUUGAUCUCAACAAAGAUAAAUUUGCCAAGGCUAAAGAGUUUGGAGCCACUGAGUGCAUCAACCCUCAGGACUUCAAGAAACCCAUACAGGAGGUGCUGGUUGAGCUUACUGAUGGUGGAGUGGACUACUCUUUUGAGUGCAUUGGGAAUGUUGGUGUCAUGAGGGCUGCCUUGGAAUCCUGUCACAAAGGCUGGGGAGUGAGUGUGAUAGUUGGAGUAGCUGCUGCUGGGCAGGAGAUCUCUACCCGUCCCUUCCAACUAGUAACAGGUCGCACGUGGAAAGGGACUGCGUUUGGAGGUUGGAAGAGUGUAGAGAGUGUACCAAAGCUGGUGGCUGAAUACAUGUCAAAAAAGAUCAAAGUUGAUGAAUUUGUGACACACACUCUGCCUUUUGACAAAAUUAAUGAAGCUUUUGAACUGAUGCAUGCAGGAAAGAGCAUUCGAAGUGUCCUGAAAUUUUAAGGAUCCCGAAGAUGGAACCUGCCAGUCUUAGCACUAUGCUGUGUCUACUAGUUAAUGGAGCUUUUUGAAGAAGUGUAGGAUCAGCUGGAGAGAAAAUUCAGUUGUGAUGGGAAAAUCAUCUGCUUUAGGAUCAUAGUUUCUAUUAAAUCAUAGGUAACCUGAUCUCAGACUAAUGAUAAAUACUAAAUCCAGUUAUGAAACUAAUGCUGGUCGUGGUCAUGAAAAUGUUUUAUUCUAUACUAGUCACUCCUGACUUGACAGUGCCUAAAUCUUUAAAGCUGCUGGAUAGUUUUUUUGUUUUUUUGUUUUUUUGUUUUUUUUUUUGUAACCACCACCUAGAAACUUUCACUCCUCAGUCAUUAAUGUGUUUUCUCUACUUCUAAAAAGUUAUUAGAUGGACUACGUAACACCUAAAGGUCUGUGGAUUGCAGAUGUGUACAGAGAAACUCUCCCUCCAUGCAAAAUGGGGUGGGGAGAAGACCCAGUUGUAUCUGCAACAGCUUCCUAAUCCUCGUGAGCAGUAAAAGUUAAAUAUUGCAGUUAAGUUCUCACAUUGCAGAGAACCCCAUGGAUGGAGUAUUUUAUACCAUUGUAUAAGGUUUUUUUCAACCACAGCCAUUAGACUCUUAUCAGGGGAAGCUUAGUUUCUGCAGAUUAUUGGGCUGCCAGUGAACUACUGCACUUCAGGCUGAAGCUGACCUUAUCCUUCAUAGUACAGUCUAAGGAGAUAACCUCCGAGUAAACUCCUCUCCUGAUUUAACUGCUGUAGAACCCAGAGGCAUGGGAGAAGGUGAUUUAAAUCAAGGCCCAACACCCAGCCAACCUGUUGCCACUACUGUAAAUAGCCCUAAUUCAAAAACAAACUUGUCUAAGGCUAGGUCUAUACUACCCGCCUGAAUCGGCAGGUAGAAAUCGACCUCUUGGGGAUCGAUUUGUCGCGUCCCGUUGGGACGCGACCGUCUAUCCCCGAAUCGGCGCUCUAACUCCACCAGUGGAGGUGGUAGUAAGCGCCGCCGACAAAAAGCCGCAGAAGUCGAUUUUUGCCGCUGUCCUCAGAACGGGGUAAGUCGGCUGCAAUACAUCGAAUUCAGCUACGCUAUUCACGUAGCUGAAUUUGCGUAUCUUAAAUCGACUCCCCCCUGUAGUGUAGAUGUACCCUAAGACUUACCCUUUAUUUUGAAAAAACCUUAAAACUAGUCAAAGGUUUCUUGUUACAGUCUGAGGCCCAAAGCCACAGCUGUGUGGGCUGUGAUUUAUCUGCUCUUACUGAAAGUGAGGUGAGGAAAGUGCCCUCCUUGCAACAAUAAUGUUGAAGGAAAACUCAGCACUGUGUAGAAAGUGAUAUUGGGAAUUCACUUUCUUCCUUCUAGCCAAUAAACUGCUGUCCUAGCAUGACUGUAUGGGGCAAUCUGUAGUAAAUCUGACCAACUCUAAGGGCUGGCCUAACAUGAACAUCCCAUGGUAACUUCACAAGAAUCUUGCUGGUUGUUCCACUCCUGCUUCAUUUCCCAUUUGGCUAAUUACAGUCUCCUGUGCCGGGCAUAUGCCUUCUGUUCCUGUGCUGUAGUGUUACAGUUCACCAACUGUCAGCAGAUCAGCAGUAAAUAAAGUAUGGUGGAGGCCUUGUAGCAGAUAGUGUAGGAUUUCCAUUAUACUAUCAUUCCAUACACCUGGUUAUAGAUCCAUAUGUUGCAAUUUAGUCCAGUGUUUAAAGGUGGUUUCACACUGACAAAAGUUUUAGAAGGAACUACCUGAUUCACUUAUAUGUAGGCUGCAGUUCUGGUAGGCUUAAAGCUUUCUCUGGUCUUGCAUCUAUACCAUUCUAAGGAAAAAUUAAAGUAGGGACUGAAGAGGCCCACUGGAACCAUCCCAAGCAGGGUUUCUUAACCUGCAACUUCAAAGUCAAUCAGCUAUCAGUCCCUGUUAAGUCACAGCAUCCAUAACUUCCAGGAUGCCCUGCCUUUACUACCAUGCAAACAUCAUGGUAUGAGUAAGUAACGUGUGACAGGGGAGAACUACACACCCCCAUUGUUAGAAAAAUGAGAUAAAAGGAUUUAAUUGUACCUUUAUAAGUAUCUGGCUUAGUUAGUAAAAAGCCAGCUUCUGUAAUACCUGAACAAUUACUGAUACACACCUCUACCCCCACAAAAUAAAUAAAGGCCUAAAAGCUCUAUAGUUAAGUUCUCACCUAAUAUGUUGACCAUUCAAUUAAAUAGAGUAAUUUUUUUUUUGAGGAAGCAUCUGCUGAAGAAUUACACAGAUAAAGAAGGGAUAGAUCAUCAAAAAGUUUUCUCCUAAUAGUGCUGAUGAGGGACUAACUCUACUCAUGAAAUGUAGCAUGUGGAAGAUUUACUAAAUUUUAAGAACUUUAUGGGACAAAUCUAACUCCAUUUAGGAGCAAUACAAGCCUGUAGGUCAAGUCAUUUUGAUGGCAGUUAUUUAAAGGAUGGAGAGUUCACCCUGCUUCUUUCCUCCCCUCUUCCCCUUCUAGUCAUUCUGGUGUCUGUUUGGUUUCAUACAAUGCAUUGUUCUUCAGCAUUAAUUAUAACAAUCUGUCUCCUGGAAAAUAUCCACAAGUCAGCAAAAACUGCUUAAAUUUCCAUGUAGCAUUUAGCAGUUUCCCUAAAAUCUUUUAUAAGAUCUAACCUAUUUCUAGAAUUUGGAAGACAAAGAAAUAUAGUAUGCAUUUGUAAACAAAACUACAAUUUGACAUGUCUAGAAACUGGAAAAAAAAAAUAGUAAGAGAAAAACCAAACUGAGCUGGACUUCAGACUGAUUUGCUAUCUGGUAAAUAAACUAGGAGACUGUCUAAACAAAGUUAAUUUAAAUUUAGACCUUCUUAUAUAAUAAACAUUAAUUCAGAGAUAACUGAAAUGCUGUUGUAAUUGUAGCUUACCUGCAGAAUGCACAGUAUGAGGGACUGUCUAUAUUAAAGUUGCAUUGGUCUGUUUAGUUAUCCUGGUGCAAAUACUUAACAUAGAUAUGUAUUAAACCAUGCUUGUAGCAGUUUAGCACAUCGUUAAAUUAAUGGAAUUUAUCUACACUGGUUUAAGUGCAUCUGUGGUAGGAAUUUGGACAGGUUCAAACAAAUUUGCAUAUGUCCAUGCCUCAGAGAUGCUAUGUCGAUUUUUAUAUUAUGAAAAUACAGGUUCCAUUAAAAGAAGCUACAACUCUUAAUUUAUAUGCCAAAGUCAAGACUUCCUGUCAUGCAUGCAAACACAAAAAAGGCAAGACAAUUGUACCCACGCAGGUGACUGGCAUGGUGGGCAAAUCUCCAUGAUCGUCAUCCCAACUUUUAAUCUCCUUAAUACAUUACAUACAUGGCACUGAACACAGGUAAUUUCACUCAAGUAUUGCAGUCUGUUUAGUUAAAAUCUACACGCGCACGCACACACGUGAACCAUUUCAGGUCAUUUUUUACUGUAUCAUUAAAAAUAAUAAAGGUAAUGAAAAUGUUAUCACAAUGAUACUCUUACAGCAAUAAAGGUUUGAGGCACUGUGGGAAGAGAA